AUGGCACAGCCUCCUUCGUAUCACCCAUAUAACAAUUUGCAGAACUGCAACAACUCAAUCAAAGAGUCCAUUGAACUACUACGAAACUCAAAUCAAAAGUUGAAGGAUGCUACCACUGAUAGUGCACGCUUGAAACAUAUAUUGUCAACAAAGAAGAUAUUUGGUUUGGUACCCGAGCUAGAUUUGGAUGAUGCAAAACAGAGCUACUCUGAGACCAUUACCCCACAAGUCAAUAAAAGGUUUGUUAAACUCAAAGAGGAAACGAACAGGUUGGAAUUGAGACUGAAGGAGUUGGCUCAAGAACUUAAUUUGGCAAGGGAGAAGCUCAAAAGUUAUCGCAGUGGACGCGAGGCAUGGGAACUAAAUGUAGAGGAGCUUCUGCAGGAUUCAAGGUACGAUAGACAAAAACUCAAGCGGUUGAAGGAUUUGCAAAACAUGAGAUCAAGAUUGCAAUUUAAUGUUAAUUUGAUGCAGACGUAA
Messenger RNA from Lodderomyces parapsilosis, 480 nucleotides. It is a transcript of the gene SPC19, whose product is annotated as Spc19p. The record is from RefSeq and is a predicted model, not a curated record. The transcript has a single exon. Gene Ontology annotation, cellular component: spindle microtubule; DASH complex. Bases 1 to 480 code for a protein of 159 amino acids. NCBI's taxonomy places the organism in Eukaryota, Fungi, Ascomycota, Pichiomycetes, Serinales, Debaryomycetaceae. Gene Ontology annotation, biological process: attachment of spindle microtubules to kinetochore.